AUGGCUCCGUACGAAGCUUUGUAUGAGCAUAAGUGCAGAUCUUCUAUCGGGUGGUUUGAUGUUGGAGAAUCUGGGUUACAUGGGCUAGACCUUGUUCAACAUGCCAUAGAGAAAGUAAAGCUUAUCCGAGAGCGACUGUUGACAGCCCAGAGUCGUCAGAAGUCAUAUUCUGACAUGCGGCGACAAGACGUAGAGUUCGGGGUUAAUGACUGGAGAGUGGGCCAAGUAGCAUAUGAGUUAGAAUUACCCUCAGAAUUGGAGUCUGUCCAUCCGAUUUUUCACGUAUCUAUGCUACGAAAGUGCAUUGGAGAUCCUACCCAAGUGGUGCCCACGGAUGAUGUACAGAUUACGAAGGACUUGUCAUACGAGGAAAUUGUGAUUGCCAUCCUAGACCAACAAAUCCACAAGCUACGGAAUAAGGAGGUAGCCUCUGUGAAGGUUUUAUGGAGAAGCAAGAAUGUGGAAGAGAUGACAUGGGAAGCAGAGGAAGAAAUGAAGUCUAAAUACCCCCACCUAUUUCAAAACGAAGAUAUGGCCCGAGGUGGGAUACCUCAGCACAACUCUAUUCGGGCCAGUAGGUCAUCAGCAAUGGAUGUUCAUGUAGAAGAUGAUGUUGAUGGAAGGAUUGAACUGGAGGCAAGGUAUAUUCCUGCAGAAGAUUAUGUUGGAUGGAUGGUUAAGAUGAAUGAAAUGAAUCUGAAUAAGCGGAUUAAGGUCUUGUGCGUCGUUGUCGGAUCGUGCCAGCUUGGGUGA
Nicotiana attenuata is the source of this 753-nucleotide messenger RNA. RefSeq lists its product as uncharacterized. Lineage: Eukaryota; Viridiplantae; Streptophyta; Magnoliopsida; Solanales; Solanaceae. The coding region runs from base 1 to 753 and encodes 250 amino acids. The transcript has 3 exons. The record is from RefSeq and is a predicted model, not a curated record.